Molecule: messenger RNA, 5686 nt
Organism: Phascolarctos cinereus (koala)
Lineage: Eukaryota; Metazoa; Chordata; Mammalia; Diprotodontia; Phascolarctidae
Gene: RGS8
Product: regulator of G protein signaling 8
Source: RefSeq, a predicted model, not a curated record
CACCUCCCUUUCCUUUUCUUUUCAUGAGAUUCAGAGCUAGGAGAGAAGCGGGAGCAGCAUGUCGCUGCAGUUCUAAUCUAGAGGCUCUUGUGGUCAGGCUGGCUGCCCCUCGGCUUUCCAAUGUAUCAAGAGGCAGCAGACUCUGUCAUUCAGGGCCUCAUUGAGCCAUGCCCACACGGAGCCCGUCCCAGCUGUGUUUCUCCUGCCGUUCUGACCACCGCCAGACAGAGCUCCUUGACCAGCAGCUUCUCUGACCAUCUGGUUGGCAAAGACCCACAAGCCAUGAGGACAGGUCAAAGGCAGAACAAAGGAAUGAGGAAUCGCCUGGGAUGUCUGUCUCACAAAUCAGAUUCAUGUAGUGAUUUCACAGCUAUUCUUCCUGACAAGCCAAACCGGGCUCUCAAGAGGCUAUCUACAGAAGAAGCUACGAGGUGGGCAGAUUCAUUUGAUGUGCUCCUCUCCCAUAAGUAUGGAGUGGCAGCAUUCCGUGCUUUCCUGAAGACUGAGUUCAGUGAGGAGAACUUGGAAUUCUGGCUAGCCUGUGAGGAGUUCAAGAAGACUCGGUCAACCACCAAGCUGGUUUCCAAGGCACACAGGAUCUUUGAGGAGUUCGUAGACGUUCAGGCCCCUCGAGAGGUGAACAUAGACUUCCAAACUCGGGAAGAAACAAGGAAGAACAUGCAAGAACCUUCUUUGACGUGCUUUGACCAAGCCCAGGGGAAAGUGCACAGCCUCAUGGAGAAAGACUCUUACCCCCGGUUUCUGAGGUCCAAAAUGUACUUAGAUCUUCUGACUCAAAGCCAGAGGAGGCUCAGUUAGAGCUGAGAUGAGGACCCAUGGAAAUCACAGGCUUUCCCCUUCCCCAGCUGCCAAGACCAUAUUCCAAUGUGAAUCGUCAUCAGUGUUUAACCGAAGUGGAGUUUGGGUUGGGAGGCUGGGAGUGUGAGGAAGAAAGGAAGUGGGGCCACUUCCAAUGUGUGACCCAGCUGCCGGAUUGAGGACUUUAAUUCUAUUUGCCUGGUUGUGUUUGUGUAUUGGUUAGUGGUAGCGCCUCACAGCUGUUACCCUUCUCUAGGUCAGCGAAUGGCCCUUCAAAAUGCCUUGGGUCAUUUCUGCUGAGAUGGCAGGUUUGCUAUGCUGUGCUAAUAUGUAAAUAAUGCAAAAGCAAUUCACUCCCCCCCCCCAUUUUAUUACCCGACUUCUUGUUAAUGCCAUACCCUUGAGAGGAAAGAGGGGAAGAAUGACCAUGGGUCUCUCUGAUGUGAUUUGCAGUUUAGGAACUAUUGCUAGUCCUGGGUGUUUGGGCCUCAUUGCACAGGAAAGGAGGUUCCCAGGAGUCCCAGGUUAAGCAAGUCUGCCAGUUAUCGGAGAGGGAAGGGAAUAAACAUUUAUUAAGCGCCUACUAUGUGCUAAGCACUGUACUAAGUGCUCUACAUUACUAUCUCAUUUGAUAAUAUCUCAUUUUAUAUAUACAUAUAUAUAUAUAUAUCUAUAUCAUUUGAUUUCAGAUGGGACUGAAUUAGUGGAGUCAGCUAUUUCUUUUAUUUCCAUUGGCCACUAUUCAGUGGGAAAAGAAUAGGGGUGGGGUGGGGAGCUGGGGCCAUUGGGACAUGCUAUAGUCACUGCCCAUCCUAAAUUAGGAGGCUGAUAGAUUCCCUGUAUAGCAUUCUCGUGAAGGUACCUAACGGGAGAUAGAGUUCAUGGCCAUCAUCACAGCGAUUUUCUGCUCCUAGGGAAGCAGAGGGUUCUCUCUUUGAGUGUAUUUUACAAGUGUGAUCCCCUGGUAGAAGGGGGUGGUCAUCUGUAGUGAAUGACUAUUGCCAGGGAGGGUAGGGAGGAAGAUAUAAUGUAGAAGCCCAGUCUUCACGUUUGUUCAACAGUUUUUCUGGAGGUGGAAUGAUGGACAGAAGUAACAACAAUAGGCUUUCAUGCAGUGGACAACUUUGUAACCUGUCUGCCCUGUUCCCCUGUGACAUCAGAUAUCACUGUGCUGGCCUCCAGGAUAGUUCAGAGGGGUAAGAAGAAAAUGAAUUCACACAGCACAGCCAGCUCUCAGCAGGCCUACUGCAGGUCCUGUUGUCCUUGAUGCCAACCUCCAAAGGGGGGACAUAUAAUUAUACUGGGAAAAUUAGGCACCAAAGUCAGAACCUCUCUUGUCUAUAUAGUCUUGGGAGAUCAUAUUUCCCUCAAAGGAUCUCACUAAAGCAACUACUACCCUAAAGAUCCAGUAGCUUCUCCUUUUGGUGAUGAUCCUGGUGUUGAAGAUGAAACCUAGGGUGGUUAAGAAAAUGAGCAAUUACUGGAUUGGGAAUCAGAUGGGACUGUGUGUCAGAGAACUUUAUCCACUAAAGAUUGUUCUUAGAAGGUGCUGGGAAGCUCCUUCUGGGGCGAUGCAUGAGGAACCGGCAUCUAGGCUCAGCUAUCUAGAAUCAAACUGACCUGGGCACAAAUUUGUGACCUUCAAUGAGAGAAGCACUCCGCUGAGAUAGGAGGAGGGUACCUGUCAGUUGCUUGGAUCCCACGGUAGAUUGUCCUGCUAGAUUAGGAUAAGGAGCUGUUGGAAAGGUGACUUCGUAGUGCAGUGGAAUGAGCCCUGUCCUAGAGUCUAGUCUCUUUUCUGCCACAAAUUGACUGUGUGAUUUUGGACAAGUAAUGUCACUUCCUCCGGAGAUUGGUUUCCUUAUAGGUAAAGUGGGCAAGGGGGUGGGUGGGAAGGGUUAGAGCCUCACUAAAGUCCUUCCAGCUCUGAAAUUCUAGGCAUUUGGUUCUUUGUGGUGUCACCCAGCCUCCAAGGCCCUAGGUGUUUGAGGGAUGUCAUUGGGAUUGCUCCACAAAAAACUCUUUCAUGGAGAAAUUGAGUUUGGCACCUGAGCUCUGAGGGCUGGUGAUGCUCAGGAGCCCCGAACACGAGUGCUGCCCCCCCUUGGGGGUAGGUGGAUGGCAGUAACUACACCUUCAUCAUUUAAGUGUGUUUUUAAAUAGAGUCCACAUUUCAUUUGGUCCUGUCACCCCCCCUGCAUCUCCUCCAUUUACCUGUGAGUAGGGGCAGUCUCUGGUUAUUCUUAUUCUUAUUUCUUGUUGUCGUCAAGGGUCCUUGCACUGCCAAGGGUGUGUUUCUGUGUGUGUGUGUGUGUGUGUGUGUGUGUGUGUGUGUGUGUGUGUUGUUGUCAGUGUGUCUAUAUGCAAUAGCAUCAUGGAGUUUGGGGGGCAGGUUCUCCCCGUCUCUUUGGGUCUGUAACUGGGAAGACAGUAGAAGUUCCAUUCCCAACUGCUCUGGAGCCUGGAAAUGGGUGUUUCUAAGUAGAUCAGGCAGUCUUUCCCCUCCCCUUCCCCCAUUCCAAUCCUCCCUCCUUCCUGAGCCAACAGGAAACCAAUUUCAGCUGAAGCUGCCAGAAUGAAUUUAAUGAGGUUGCUCUUUCUAACACAGGGUAAACACUUUAAAUCACUGUUUACAUAGGACAUUUGCAUCUAUGGCCAGCUUUCCUGCCAAAUUUCAGGCACUUCUGAAUGGAAACAACACUUAUUUCUGAAGAGUCCAAGCAAAAUUUAAGGGGCCCUGUUACCACUUACCUGGGUAGUGAAGGGGUGGGUGUGAAAAGGUGGGGAGGGAAGGAAGAAUCUAAAAAAAAACUGGGCUGUAUCUUCAAUUCAGGCGUUAGAGCUUCUUCCAAUUAUUGGGGUGAGGACUGCAGGUGGGGGUGGUGCCUUGGCAGGUUGGCCACUUCCUCCCCCACAUGAGGGAGGUGUGAAGGCCCAAGCCUUAGGAUUUUGAGGCUUGCAGCUAAGGGAGAGUGGAUGUGGGUGGGUGUGUCCCUUCAUGUACAAUAGGUAUAUUUAGAGUGCUGGGUAUCGUGUGUGUGACAGCUGAGAGCAUCAGAUUAUAGGGGUGAGGCCCUAUCUCCACAGGGCAGACCCUUUAUGUCCUGAUUCUCCCCAGUUCAGAGUCGUCUUUCCUGCUGCCCUCUCUGGGCACUUUGGUUAAGCCAAACCCUGAUCAUUUUUGUUAUUAUUAUUGUGUGUAAUGAAACAAAGAGAAAUGUUUACAGCAUCAAAAGCAAUAUCCAAACAUACCUCACUCCUGUCCCCUUGUCUCUCUCCCCUGCCCCUCUCCUUUCCCUCUUCCCUUCCCUCCUUUCUCCUCCUCACUCCUGCUAUCCAUCACCUGCCUCACCUGUCCCUCAACAUGAGGAACGGUUUCUUCCACGUAAGUUCUUCCUUUCCUUACGGCGCUGCUGGGGCUUCUGCUAUUGUCUGCCUUCUAGGCAUGGUGCUGAAAUCUGCACAGAAGAUGGAAUAAAAGCCAGAGCAAGAUGGACAGCACUGAUAUUCCCUAAUCACCUUCUUCCUUUGGUCUUUGGGUUUGCCUUGAAGUUUGCUGUUGCCCUGGGCAAGCUAAAAACAAGAACAAAACCAAACCAUAGCCCAAAUUAUGGAAUGGGUGGCCUUCUUCAUUGGCAUUGGUGGGCAAGGAAAGUCUCUCUAAAGGGUGGGGGGCAGAACUAGGCUGCUGAAAAGAGAUUGUCGAGGACCAAUUGGCAAGAGAACCCAAAAAAUGGAUGAGUGUAGGCAGGAUCCAGAAUUCUGAAACAGACAAUUUUGUCUACCCCUUGAAUUUAUUCAAUCUUAUAAGCAUUUAUGGAAGCACUGACUGUGUGCCAGUUGUACUAGGCGCCAGAAAUAUGGAGACAAAGGUGAAAACAGGCCUUGCCCUGAAGAUUAUUCUCUACUGGCCUCUCCUAAACUUAACUAUCCUGGCUAGUUGCCGAUAAAUCCUCACCAGCCCGCCUUGCCCUCAGGCUGAUUUACCUGCGGACAGUCCGAGCCUCGUGUGCUGUCCUGGCCGGCAAAUGUGCUGGAUGGUGAAGACAGAGGUGCGAGGAGGGUCCUUUCUGCAAAGCCUCCCUGAUCCCUUUAUACUUCCUCCUGGCUCACCUGCCUUGUGGGUAGUCAGGACACUGUCUUAUUUUAGCUGCCAGCCAAAAGGCUUGGAUGUUUCUUUUACUCCAGCCUUUGGGUUCGGGCCGUGCCUAUGACCUCAAGACCUUACAAUAAGUUUAGGUGAGAACUCAGGUAAAUGAGUGAGGCAUGUUUUGAUAGUGGUUCUAGUGAGAAGAAUCUCACCAUUCUCCGUAGGGAUGUCACAUACUGUGGCUGUCAUGGUCUUCUAGCUACCUUUGGGGACAGAUUCUCGGUGGCGUCGCCAGUUCUGUCAGCUGCAAGCCACUUUCCACUUGAAUUUGUCUAUUUUUAAACCAGGGUGAAGUGAGGCAAUUGCCCCUUGAAUUUUAUCCACUGGAGAGACAGCCAUCCAUUACCCAGCUAAUUUUACUCUCUGGUGCUCUCCACAGAAUCUGCUGCUCCGGAUUAAACCAAAGUUGUGAAAUUGAUGCCUUCCUAGGCCGUAGAAGGCCCAGCACUGGAGGGUCGAUCUGUAGUCCUUCACUGGGGCUUCUCGCUUUGGCUGUGCCCUUGGUUGGACUGACUCAUCCCAGGCAGUCCUGCACUCUGGAAGCUGUAGCACAAGGCCCUGGGCUAUGGAGAAGAUUAGGUAUGGUAAGGGGGAGAGGGAUGAGUUUGAUUUUCCUAGGAGCUGGGAGAGGUGAGGAUGUGGGUGGAAAAGGUGGGGAGGGAGAGAAGUGGAAGGAGAAGAGAAAGUUCGUGAUUUCCUUCUCUCUCUCUCUCUCUC